AUGGCCUCAAUGCAACGUCGUUUUAGAGUUCAAAACAAGAACAUCUUCCUCACAUAUCCCAGAUGUUCUGUACCUAAAGAGAGAUUGUUAGAGAAAAUUAGAGAGUUGUUCACUAACAGGCCACCAAAUUAUGUGAGGGUUGCACAUGAAUUACACGAAGAUGGUGAACCACAUCUACAUGCUCUUGUCCAAUUUCCAUACCGUUUUCAGACACAGGAUGAACGGUUCUUCGACGUUACUGACGAUCACACUAAUCGCCAUUUCCAUCCAAAUAUACAAGGGGCCAAUAACCAUCAGGUUGUGCUGGAAUACAUCUCCAAAUAUGGAGACUACACGGAAUGGGGUGAAUUCUGUGAGAGGGGUCGCUGCGUUAACAGGGAAAACAAAGAAAAUGUAUAUCACGAAGCUCUUGCAGCCGGAAGUAAACAAGAAGCACUGGUGGCACUGGUAAGAAAUGGCGAUCCAAAAUGUUUCUGGUUAAAUUAUGACAAGUUGUCAUCCAAUUACGACAGGAUUUCAUUUACCCCACCAUUGCCGUAUGUUCAUCAAUUUACAGAUACAGUAUGGAUCGUUCCAACGGCCAUACAGCAAUGGGUUGCAGAAAAUAUAAGCGACGAAACCCAAAGGCCACAGAGGCCCAAGAGAAUUAUAAUUAAAGGCCCCAUCUAG
Molecule: messenger RNA, 669 nt
Organism: Camellia sinensis
Lineage: Eukaryota; Viridiplantae; Streptophyta; Magnoliopsida; Ericales; Theaceae
Source: RefSeq, a predicted model, not a curated record